UUUCGGCCCCUUAUCCACAUCUGCAACUCCCACAUCUCCUCCCUUCCCACCAAACCCAGCGCCAUGCCACUGCCGCUGCCCGCCGUGGGCACGGGCCCCGCGUCGGCGAUAGGUCCGGUCACCGCCGCCGCGGCAGCAGCACCCCUUAGAUAUCGUCCCAUACGACUCCGCGCAUCCCCAUCGACAGCUUCCUCUCCUUCAACCUCUGCGAUCUCCAGCUCGCCGCCCCCGCCGUCUGUGAGGCAUUCCCGCAAACACCUGGCGGGCAGAGGCAACGCCCCGGCGAGGCCUUCCAAGGACCGGGUGUUCUUCCUCGACGUAAACCCUAUAUGCUUCCGUGGCUCUCAGCGUAGCCUCAGCGCCUUCGCGCGCUGGCUCGCGCUCUUCUUCACGCACGUCAGCCUCCGCGACCCCGUCGUCGCCGUCUUCGAUGGGGCAGGCGGGAACGACUACCGGAGGCGGCUGCUGCCGUCCUACAAAGCGCACCGGACUCGUGGCGUGGGCACCGGUGCCGAUUCACGCGUGGUUGAUGUGCUCCGCGAGUGCAAUGUUCCGAUUGUGCAAGUGGAUGGAUAUGAGGCAGAUGAUGUAGUCGCUACCUUGACAGAGCAAGUAUUGCAGAAAGGUUAUAGAGUUGUCAUUGGCUCACCAGACAAGGACUUCAAGCAGUUGAUAUCUGAAGAUGUUCAGUUAGUUAUGCCCAUUCCUGAGAUUGGUCGAUGGUCCUUUUAUACACUGAGGCACUAUGUUGCACAAUACAAGUGCGAUCCAACUGUAGAUUUGAGCCUCAGAUGCUUUAUGGGUGAUGAAGCGGAUGGUGUUCCCGGAAUCCAGCAUCUGGCUCCUGGUUUUGGUCGCAAGACUGCAGUGAAACUACUGAACAAACAUGGUUCAUUAGAAAACUUACUUAAAACAGCUGCAGUUAGAACUGUAGGCAAAGAGUAUGCCCAGGAUGUUCUAGUCAAGCAUGCAGAUUACCUGCGGAAAAACUAUGAAGUUCUCAGCUUGAAGAGGGAUGUAAAUGUUCAGCUUGAUGUCAGAUGGUUAUCUGCAAGGGACACUUGUAAUGACACCAGUGUGUUAUCUGACUUCAUUCUUAAAUUCAGUGAAGGAUAGAAGCUAAAUAGCAGGUUUCAGAACUGGAACCACGGAAGCUGUGUCUAACCAACCCACGCCGUUUUCAUCUCGUCGAACGAGCAGGAAGGUGAUGCUGGGUACAAGAUGCAGGCGGAGAUGUGGUCCAGGAGCAGCAUAGUACUCAUACUACAGUAGUACGUGCAGGUGCAGCGUCACAGUGACCCAUCGUCUCACCCGAAGACAGACAUCGGACAUGCUACCUCAGCUUUUUUUGUCAUGCUAGUAGCAUAUCUUAAAGAGCAUCUGCAGAGAUUCAACAAGGGCGAGCAUCUGCUGGCAGAUCUCAUCUGAUGUAUGUAUGUAUCCUCGGAUGCUACUUACUACGCGAUGCUGCUAAUUGAAUACCGUGUUGGUCUAGGUCCGUGGGACGCUGGCCAUGGCAAAAUCUAGCGCGAGGCUUUGCUGUGGUCUGGAUGACUCUGCAUGAUAAACCUGCUGUGCUUGUAUCUUUUUCUUUCGUUGAUCGGUUCAGUUUGAUAAUGGAGAGUUUCACGACGGGCCCGCGGCCGCGGAAAUGAUUCAGAAAGAGCA
This is a messenger RNA of Hordeum vulgare subsp. vulgare (domesticated barley), 1668 nucleotides long. RefSeq names its product 5'-3' exonuclease. The transcript has 6 exons. Gene Ontology annotation, biological process: DNA replication, Okazaki fragment processing. The record is from RefSeq and is a predicted model, not a curated record. Lineage: Eukaryota; Viridiplantae; Streptophyta; Magnoliopsida; Poales; Poaceae. The coding region runs from base 64 to 1116 and encodes 350 amino acids. Gene Ontology annotation, molecular function: 5'-flap endonuclease activity; DNA binding.